CGUAGAAAUAACAGAGUCUUUUUCCGUUUCAUUUCAUUUUCGUGCGAUGCGUGUGUUGUGUGAUUCAUGUGAGCAAUUAAGUCAGUGAUAAAUAGCUCUUGAAUUUUCAAUGUAAAGAAAAGAAAGAGUAAUCAAAAUGGCCGUUAUGAGUGGUUUGAGAGUUCUUCUAUCUUCCAAAUCGAGGUCAGUGGCGCCACUCGUUAAAUCAUGGCGGUCGGCGUUGUACUCUUCCUCCGCGGCGGUGGUGGCUGAUGAAGGUUUCGAGAGCGGUGCGUAUUUGAAGGAUUAUGCUGAUUAUAGAAGAUCUCUGUACGGUGAGAUUACUCAUAAGGCUCUUCUUGUUGAUGCUGUUGGGACUCUUGUUCUUCCUUCUCAACCUAUGGCUCAGAUAUAUAGAAAGAUUGGGGAGAAAUAUGGAGUGAAGUAUUCAGAGGAAGAGAUUUUGCAUAGAUACAGAAGAGCUUAUAGUCAGCCUUGGGGCAAAUCUCGUCUCAGAUAUGUUAAGGAUGGUAGACCGUUCUGGCAAUACAUAGUUAGUAACUCUACCGGCUGUGAUGAUUCUCAAUACUUUGAAGAACUUUAUAACUACUAUGUGACAGACAAGGCAUGGCACCUGUGUGAUCCUAAUGCAGGAGAAGUGUUCAAAGCUCUUAGAAAAUCAGGUGUAAAAUUGGCUGUUGUGUCAAAUUUUGACACUCGGUUAAGACCUCUCCUGCGGGCAUUGAACUGUGAUGAUUGGUUUGAUGCUGUAGCAGUAUCAGCUGAGGUUGCAGCAGAGAAACCAAAUCCAACUAUAUUUCUUAAAGCGUGUGAACUACUGGACGUAAAACCCGAGGAUGCUGUUCAUGUCGGGGAUGACCGCCGUAAUGAUGUAUGGGGUGCUAGAGAUGCAGGCUGUGAUGCCUGGCUUUGGGGAAGUGAUGUUCACUCUUUUAAGGAGGUUGCACAGAGGAUCGGGGUCCAGGUCUAAAAACAGGAUUAUGCUUCAAGCCCUUUGAUCUGGAGCGUUUGAUUGGUCGAGUGAUGGAAGUUGAUCGAAAGGUAUGGUGCCUUUCCCGGGUUGAAGGCACCGAAGCCUCCUAUGCAAUAAGUUGAAGAAUGUUAUGCAUGUAAAUAGGAUUAUGUUAAUAGUCUUUUUAGGCCUUAGUUACAAGGAUGUACUGAAAGAAAUGUGAGACUGGAACUUGUGAAACAGAAAUGAAGGUGUAGGUAGGAGCUUUAAUCUUUCCAUUCA
Vicia villosa (hairy vetch) is the source of this 1234-nucleotide messenger RNA. RefSeq lists its product as uncharacterized. Bases 137 to 970 code for a protein of 277 amino acids. The transcript has 6 exons. The record is from RefSeq and is a predicted model, not a curated record. NCBI's taxonomy places the organism in Eukaryota, Viridiplantae, Streptophyta, Magnoliopsida, Fabales, Fabaceae.